UGUAAAAAGCUAUUUUACAUUCUACAUAUAUCAUCCCCAACAGAUUGAUCCAAAAAUUCCAAAUCCACAUGCGAACAUAAGCCUAUGAAAGUUAGCUGCCAACCAGUCAUACACAUGCGGAUAAUAAUGAACCAUCUUUUCUUCUCUUCCUCCGACUUCCGAAGUAUUAGAUAAUAUGAUCAAUCCUAUUCAUUCCAGUUUGAAAGACAGCACAGCAAGCUGAUCAUCAUCAUCCACAAGUAACAAAAAUGAGCUGCACUGAUUCUCCUAUACACGUUUAUCUCGUCUCCUUCUCCGGCCAAGGUCAUGUCAACCCUCUUCUCAGGCUCGGAAAGCGCUUAGCCUCAAAGGGCUUGCUCGUCUCGUUCUGCACCCCAGAAAGCUGGGCCAAACAGAUGAGGCAAGCCGGUAGCAUCUCCGACGAGCCCGUCCCCAUCGGGGACGGCUUCAUACAGUUCGAGUCCCUCCACGAUGGCUGGCCCGACCAUGACCCUAGACGUCAAGACCUCGACCAGUAUCUCUCUCAGCUUGAGCGCGUCGGCAAGGAGCUUCUUCCUCGAAUGAUCAAACACCACACAGAUCAAAACAGACCGGUGUCUUGUCUUAUCAAUAACCCCUUCAUCCCUUGGGUCACAGACGUUGCAGAAACCCUAGGCCUCCCUUCUGCUAUGCUGUGGGUUCAAUCCUGUGCUUGUUUCUCCGCUUACUACCAUUACUACAACAAAUCAGUCCCUUUCCCUUCGGAAGCCGAGCCCGAAAUCAGCGUUCAGCUACCUUUUAUGCCCUUGUUAAGGUACGAUGAGGUUCCUAGCUUCUUGUACCCAACAACUCCGUACCCGUUCCUGAGGAGAGCUAUCAUGGGACAGUUUAGGAACCUGGAAAAAUCCUUCUGUGUCCUCAUGGACGGGUUUGAGGAACUCGAGCACGAGAAUGUUCAGUACAUGUCCAAGAUUUGCCCUAUCAUGACCGUCGGGCCUUUGUUCAAGAACCCCAGAGCACCAAUCGACACGGUUCGAGGAGACCAAUUGAAGGCCGAUGACUGUGUCGACUGGCUCAACUCAAAACCUCCGUCGUCCGUGGUGUACAUUUCGUUUGGCACGGUUGUGUACUUGAAGCAAGAACAAGUGGACGAGAUUGCUCACGGCCUUUUGGGCUCUGGGCUUUCGUUUCUCUGGGUCAUGAAGCCUCCUCACAAAGACUCUGGACUUAGGCCUCAUGAGCUUCCGGAUGGGUUUCUCCAGAAAGUUGGGGAUGGAGGGAAAGUGGUAAGGUGGAGCCCACAAGAGCAAGUUUUGGCCCACCCAUCAGUGGCUUGUUUUGUGAGUCACUGUGGUUGGAACUCAUCAAUGGAAGCUAUUGCCUCUGGGAUACCUAUAGUGGCGUUUCCACAGUGGGGUGACCAAGUGACUAAUGCUAAGUACAUAGUCGAUGUGUUCGGAGUUGGGGUUAGAAUGGGUAGGGGUGAGGCUGCGAAUGAGCUGAUCGGAAGGGAUGAAGUUAAGAGGUGUUUGCUGGAGGGGACGGUGGGCCCCAAGGCGGUGGAGAUGAAGCAGAACGUGCUCAGGUUGAAGAAGGCGGCGGAGGAUGCCGUGGCAGAAGGUGGCUCCUCUGAUCGGAAUCUCCAAGCCUUUGUAGAUGAAGUAAGGAAGAGAAGCAUAGAAAUCGAGGACAAGGUUCCCUGAGUCGGAAUUUGAAGCCAGAUAUUGGCUGUUAAUGAGAGAAUCUAUAUUAAAUGAAAAAAAAAAAUCAAGAAAAGGGAAAAAUAAUUUAGAAUACUUAUUUAUUGUUAGAUCUUAUUUAUUAUCUUGUUUCUCACGUACGUAUGUACGUGUGUGUAUCAAAAAAUACAUAUUUCCUCUGUUUAAACCAAAUUUGGCAAAUUAAUAAAUGUUUGCUUUUUAGUAAAAA
Messenger RNA from Prosopis cineraria, 1908 nucleotides. Its product is annotated as gallate 1-beta-glucosyltransferase 84A24-like. The record is from RefSeq and is a predicted model, not a curated record. Lineage: Eukaryota; Viridiplantae; Streptophyta; Magnoliopsida; Fabales; Fabaceae. The transcript has a single exon. Gene Ontology annotation, molecular function: UDP-glycosyltransferase activity. The coding region runs from base 249 to 1682 and encodes 477 amino acids.